Molecule: messenger RNA, 1560 nt
Organism: Perkinsus marinus ATCC 50983
Lineage: Eukaryota; Perkinsozoa; Perkinsida; Perkinsidae
Exons: 1
Coding region: 1-1560 (519 amino acids)
Source: RefSeq, a predicted model, not a curated record
AUGAGUCGUGUUACAGAGCAGUUGCGCAACGAUACGAACAGGCAACAAGAUGGCGACAGCGGCAGGAUCUCUGAGGAUCCACUUCAGCCUGCAUCGUUGCAAGAACUGAAAACUGCUCGGACUGUUGCUCGGCGAAACCGCACUCGACUCGCUAACUUGCUCAAGCGAGUGAAGACGGAGAUAGCCACCUACGACCAUGGCGACUACGUCUCGGAAGAUGAGGACGUUGAUGAUGCUGAAUAUACAGCUCUAUGUGAUCGAGAAGAUGAACUGGAGCGUCAAGUAUCUGAUGCUGAAGUUGCAGUGGCCGAGGCUGAGCGCGCUGUCGACGAUCGCCUUCUCGCCGAUGUCCAAAGCCGCCUACCUCCACCCGCACCUGGUCUUAGUGCGGGGGCAUCAUGCCACGGCAUCCCAGCUGCACCUCAAGAAAGCCGUCGGGUGUCAUCUUUCCCCCCGCUUAGCCGUUCUGUGCUGGAGUAUCACAAUGUGGAGAUCGAUCCUCCGGCAAAAGAAGAGUCACCAGAAGGAUCGAAAUCCCCCCAGAAGACUUCGAGAUCGGGUUACCCAUUGAGUAAGAUCCUGAUCCCAAAACUCAAGGACCCGUUCAACUUCGUUAGCCAUCUGGAUAUGUUUUGUCGUAUCAUGAACGACCACGGCCACGGCAAGUACAUUGAGGAUGUCUUUGUACCCAUUGGGCGGGAGACCUCACUCGUGGCUAAGCUUCUCAACUCCGUGGAGGGAUGCUCUAAGCUGCAUGAGGCAGCAGAGAGUGCUGCUCAAACGUCUAAAUAUAGGUGGACCGCUACUACAACACCGUUGCUGCGACAGUUUGGUUCCAAGUCAUCACUCCGUGCAGAAGUGUCCCGUCGCCUGCGAGCCCUCAAAUUCAUAUCCGUCAACAUGGCUGAGACCUUUAACCAGCAGGUGACCAUUAUUGGCAACUUAUGGUUCUCCGUGUAUGGGAGUGAGCCUGCUGAGAUCCGGUUCCUAGCCGACAGUUUCCUCAGAAAACUGCCGUCCGAUGUCUUGAAGGCCUUGACCACCCACAUCCUCGCUCAACUUCCGAACGGGGUGAUAGCGAGGUGGGAGAAUCAUCUGCAGCUUCACGAGGAUGCUCCCCCAGCUUCUGAACAGCCUCCGAUCUGCCUCACUACUGCUAUUGCAACGGUGUGCAAGUCCAUAGAGAUCGCAGAGUCCUUUGGGGGGCAGUUUACGACGGGGGUCAAGCGACCAGAGAAGAUUCAUAGGGUCAAGGACUCUAGUAGCCCAGCGCCAAUCUCUGACUUCGUGGCGCAACAUCCAGAAGGAACCAUUAUGUAUUUUCGAACGAAUAAAACUGAGGUCGCCGAUGAUGACAUUCGAGAACACUUCUCGAGACUGGGAGCAAAGUCUAUUCUGAUCCUCCAUCACUCCCAUGGUCACACUUACGGUUUUGCCGCGUUCGGUGAUGGCGAUCACAUGAAGAGUAACCUCAAUGCUGCGACGUCCGCGGAGAUGGGCGUCACUACUCGACCUUUUCAGAUUGUUGCCUGUUCGUAUCGUUGCGCAACUGCUCUGUAA